Didymodactylos carnosus is the source of this 818-nucleotide messenger RNA. The record is from the annotation of a GenBank genome assembly. NCBI's taxonomy places the organism in Eukaryota, Metazoa, Rotifera, Eurotatoria, Philodinida, Philodinidae.
GAGAAGCGAGAGGAAUAUCUUUAUGAUUUAUGAUGAAAAUAAAUGGUGCCUGCCACGUGCAAAGAUCUACACUUACAAUAUUGACUGUUAUUCUAUUCUACAUAACAAUGAAUCCAUCAAUGAAAGCUAGGAAUAUCCUUGCGAAAUUCCAUUUACAUAUUUCUUCUCUAGUAUGAAGCGAAAAAAAUUGUAGCAAAUUCUGUCAGCUGAUUUUCCGGAUUCCAUUGCGAAUCUCAUCGAACCGGAAAAUUCGAUUUGUUUCAAACGUUUUCGAAUCAAACUUCUGAUCUUCAACCGACAUUAUAUGUUCACCUGCGGAGCUCAUUGUUUUCCUGUCAAGUCAAUUUCUACAACUUUAAUAUCCCGCUAACUGAGUGUGCGUGAAAUCUAAAUACGAGCACUGGAGACUGAAAUGUAUAACAACUAUCACAAACCGAGUACAUUACAUCUGGUUAUGUGAUAUCUUCUCAGCGUGACCAUAAAAAUUUGAUUUGACGUGAGAUCAAUUUUUUCUUUCUACCGUUUUAGUGAUCCAUCGUCCUCUUUGAUCAUUUCUGACAAAAGAGGAAGAGUCAGAAGGGGAUGAUGACGAUCAUGAGGAAACAACAACGCCGUUAACAGACAAACCGACAGAGCCGAGUAUCAACACGAACGACAGCGAUUCCGAAGCAGAUGCCGACGAGCCUUAUGAACUACCACGUGACGAUACCGAAAUGUUGUCAUCCGGCGAUGAAGUCGAAGAUGUUAACGAACAGGCAUCAUUGUCCUCUUUCGAUGUUGAAAAAAUCGGCAAUCUUCUUCAACGAUGUCGUAUAUGA